Messenger RNA from Triticum urartu, 997 nucleotides. RefSeq lists its product as uncharacterized. Lineage: Eukaryota; Viridiplantae; Streptophyta; Magnoliopsida; Poales; Poaceae. The record is from RefSeq and is a predicted model, not a curated record.
CUCCUACUUAUACAAGUCUUCCUCUUCCUUGAGAUAAGACCAUAUAAUAAAUUAAAAAGCAGGAAAGAAAAAGCCGGCAGAGGCGAUUUGAUCUCAUCGCCGGCGAUCUUCUCCUUCCUUCGCCACGCGCCCUUUCCCUGCAUCUCCCCAGUUACAGGAGCGGUAGAUCCAUCGGUGGUCAUGUCGUCGAUAUAUGGAGAAAUUACCAUUAACGACUUUGAGACACUGCAGACAUUGGAUGGUUCCGCUUUAAAAGAGUUUCAUGAGUUCCAGGAUUUUUGGCUUGCUUGCGCCGAGCGCCACAUGAGCCUGAGGCCCAAGUCACCGCCCCCCGAGGAGCUGAUGAAGCGCAAACAAGAGCGUAAGCGCAAGAGCUUGGUUGUAGCGCUCCACACAUAUGCCAAGCGAAACAAUAUGCAGAUUACUGACUUGGAAUUUGUGGAAGAGAAAGAAAGGAAUCUAGUUGGUGGAGUUGCAGCAGGAUAUGUGCAUUCCAACUUUGUUGCAAAAGGUGUGGAUGGCAAACCCACUUUGUUCUUUGCUGAGAUGCUUCAUGGUUGCUUCUUGGAAGAGCAUGUUAUUCUCUGCACUCCUUUGGAAGAUACGGACUCUGGUUGUUGUUUUGGGUGCAAUCAGCAUGCAAGGAAGCUCAGGCAUCCCACAUGUGGUGGCUACUUGGGUGGACUCCAGGAUGUGCCGUUUCCUUACGUGGAGGAGGACAGUGAUGAUGAUUGCUUUCUUGAUUGAAUCUACAAUAUAUGUUUCCAACAAGACAGAGCUGCAAUAUGCUGAGUGCGUAAGGAGGAGUGCUUUGGUGACAGCAGGCUGUGACAAGUAGGGGCCGAAGCAUAUGUAUCUUUAUUAAUAGUGUUAUAUAAUAAUGUAAUGUGACUAGAAUCAUGCAUGUGACAAUUUCGUUUGAUGAUUUGUGGUAAUAAGUUAGAAUGGAGGAUGAUGUAUCAUUAUAAAUUGUUGUUUUACUGUUUCUUUUUGACCC